UUAAAUCAAAAAUCAACUAAAAUAGUUUAUUUUUUUUUCAAUAAUCUUAGGAUUAUCCUGAGAUUAUCCUAAAAAUUCCGAGAUUAUCCUAUUUCAAUCUUGGGGGGACCAGGAUUGACAUUUUCAAUAGUCCGAUCCGAAGAUAGAAUAGAAUGUAAUGUAGGGUUUUGCUAAUAGCAAAAGCGGCACUGCGAUCUAUGAUCUCUUGUACCAGAUAAUCCAGGAUUAUCCUCAAUCUUUUUUAGUGAAAACCAUCAUCUGAAGAUUAUCCCAAAAAUUGGGGUGGAUGAUCCGAAAACGAGGAUUAUCCACUUUAGUGAAAACGGCCCUAAGAGAUUUUUGAAAAGAAGGUUGUAACGGUUUUUUAAGAUUUGAAAAAUUUCAGUAUACUUUACGUAGCGAUUGUUUACGUUUGCUGUAGGUAGACAAUAGAAAACUACCAAAUAAUACUUUUCUAAGUUUCUCAACUUUUCAGAAUUGAAUAAUAAGUUCUAUAAAUACUUAUACAUUGUUUUGCAACCUAGUCACUUUACAAUCACACUGUGUAAACUAUCAACUAUAAUUUCAAAUAAAGAUUUAAACUUCCACCACACAUUAGUUACUACGGAUCAUAUAUUUUUCUUCAAAAAGUAGUUUUCUGAAAGGCAAAAUUUUCAAAUCAAGUUUCAAUAGUGAAAUUAAGAAUUUUAAAAGCUAUAAUUGUAAAAAUCUAAUAAUAUAAGUGAAUAGUUAUCAGUAAACAAUCAAAUAACACUGAAAAUAUCAAAAAAGUAAUGCGAAAAAAAUGAAAAUUAAGCAAAUGCAAUUAUUUUACAAUUUUGUUAAUUUUAGACUGAUUUUACUGCCAAACGAGGCAAGUGCAUCUCUGAAGACGGGUUAAAUUUAUAAAUUCUAAUCUUUUAAAGAUGGAAAGUAAAAAGAAAAUUAGAAAACAUGCUCCAACAUCAAGCAGUAGUUCGGACGACGAUGAUUCCUCUACAAGUAGUUCAAGCUCUUCCGAUAAUCAUCAUAAAAAGCACAGAAGUUCAAAGAAGCAACGCGACUCUAGCAGUUCCAGUGAUGGGGAAUUUGUUCGCAAAACUCACAAGCAUCAGCACAAAAAGUCUGCAGUACGAAAACACUCACAUUCAGCUAAAAUUAGAGCGAAAAUGGUACAAACGAAUGUAAAGAAAACAAGAAGUAUGUCACCUGCAACACGAGCUGCUCAUAAGCAUCAUUUGAAAUUAAAAUUGGCUAAGAAAGCCAAACAAUUGGAAGAGCAUGAUAGGCAUAGUGCUAGAAGGUCUAGAACUCCUGUUAGAAGGGAUGUUAAAAAGGAAAGAACACCUGAACAUCGAAUUAAUUCACCAACAACAAGGAUUAGAGUCAGUGUUCCAAACAAUCGUGUUCAAGAUCGUGCAGUACUAAGAUCUGUUAAAGAUUCUCCAUCAACAAGUCGUCGAUAUGUGAGAGAAGCCAUCGAUGAAAGAGGAGAUAGAGGAGAUAUAAUGAUGAGACAAAAAGAGCACGAAAAAAUGAGAAGAAUGCCAGAAGAAGAGCAUUAUAAGUACUCAGCUAAAGUUCCUGAGCGUGCUUCCAGAGUAAUACCUCCAACUCGAAUGACUCCUGAUAAAUAUCAUCGUGAAAGAAGUCGAUCACAUGGUCGAAUUCCCAUCCGCGAACGACUGGAUAAAGAAUUUGAAUAUCGAAGGUCUAACUCUAGAGAACGAGAUGAUUAUCCAAUCGGAAGAAAUAGUGGAAAUAAUCCAAGGGAACAUAUGGAUAGACCAUAUGAAUAUCGUCAAGAAGAUAGACGAAAUCCAAAUCAUGAAUAUGGACAGUCAUCAAGGCCUUAUGAGGAUCGUCAUCAUAGAUGGGAAGAUAGUCGUGGAAAUGAGCCAGAAACUAGAGGCAAUAGAAUUUAUGAAGGAGGUAAUAGUGGCAAUAAAAAUUGGGAACCACCACUACAUGAACGAAAAAGAAUCCCUGAUGAUGUUCCGUACAAAGAAAGACAGUGGAAUGAAAAUAGUGGACCACCGCCUCAUGAUAAAUGGGCCCAUAAAGAUAAAGAACCGCAAGACUGGAAACGAGGAAGUUGGAAAGAUCAACAAUCUUCACAAGUUGCUCCAACAAUGCCUCAUCCAAGACGCUGGCCUGGACCAAAUCAAAUGUCUUCUGAUACUUGGAACUCACCAAGAGGUCCACCACCUCACAAAAUGGAUUCUCAUCCAUCUUCGGGACCACCAUUUAAGCCACGUGGAGGUGCACCAUAUUUUGGAUUCAAGAGGUUUCCUUACAAAAGGUUUCCAAAUCAAUAUUCGAAAAUCAACUUUCCAUCAAAAAGAGUCUUACCAAGCGCCGCUACAUCACAAAGUCAUGAGAAACAAGAUGACCCAAGAACGAUGGGAGAAUCAUUAGAUAAUAACAUAAAAUUUUCAAUCGAUCAACAGCAGGCAGAUAAUCUUGGCAAUGAAAGUGGUGAAUUGACGACAGAAACUGAAGAGGAGAAGAUUGCUCAACCAGACACAACAUUUAGCGGAACGAUCGAUCCACAAGAAGAAUGUGAAGGAAACUUGAGCGAAUUCAGUGAUGUCGAUGAUGAAAUUUUAAACCGCGAAGAAAUCGGAGAGAACUCCUCAUCUCAUUUGGAUGUUCAGAUACAGUCUCAAUCUAGUUGUACUACAUCCACUGCAAGUCGAGCUCAUAAUCGCAUUGCCUAUGUAAAUAAUCGAAUUUUUAGUCCAUUUUCAAGUGAUUAUUAUUGUAUUUAUGGUUUAUUACCACGACAUGCAGAUGAUGAUGUUGGGAAAUGCGAACUCGCGAGGGCGUCAGCACAAGAGAAUCAGCAACAACAACGGUCAUCUGAAUCACAAAUACAGAAUGAUCAAUAUCAGGAGGAGUCGACACAAGAUCCGAAUGCACAGAAAAUGAUAAGUAAAAUACAUGCAAAUAAGGAACUAAAGAAGGAAAUGGACCUUGACUUUGAGGAAAUAUCAGAUGGUGAGUUCGAGCAGGAAUCAGCAUUAAAAGGAUUUGGUGAUGCAUUAGGUGUCGAUUGGGCUAGUUUGGCAAAGGAAACACAACGUCCAAUGAACAAAUUAUCUGAAGAUUUCUAUAAUACAACAAAAUCUCGAUGGUCAGCACAUCGUAUACUUUGGGAUAUCGGGAUUAGUGUCAAAUUUGCUGGCGAGGAUUUCGCACGAAGAACUAUGGAAGAUGCAAGAAAUCAAUUGCGUGAAGAGAAGCAUGAAUGGCGUUUGAAGAAGAAUCAACAGUUAAAGGAUGAAAAAAUGGCAAUGAAUGGUGACAUAAAGAAGGAAAAGGUUGAUGGAAUUAAGGUAGAACCUGAGGAUGAAGAAGAUGAAGAUCCAAAAAUCGAUAACGAUGAUCAAGAAGAUUUUGAACUUGAAAACGAUGUGUUGAACCAUCCUUUAGCACAAGUACAAGUUCUGAUGAGGAAGCUCGCUAUUAAACGCAAAAACCUGAUCCUAAAUUCAACAGGCAAAUAUGGACGUGCUCUUUCAGCCAGAAAGGAUUUAAAACUACGAAGACAAUUAUGUAAUUUGCCAGCAAAAGACGUUCAUAUUGACCGAAACUGCACAUCAAAUUCUGAAAUCAACAAACAUGCUGAUGAAAUUUAUCGGAAACUUGUCGAAGGAAUUAAUUAGACAGUAAGAAAUGGCAACAAUAAUCAUUUGAUUCAUGAAUAGUUACGUGUUAUACACAUGAUGAUCAUGUUCUUUAUGAGAUAAUAGGAAAUUAAUAAAACAUAAAUCUUCAAUUUUGCAUAGAAAUGGAAUGACAAUUGAAUUAUUUCGUGUGCCAUUGAAUCUUGACUUGUAGAGGUUAAAAAUGCUGUGAUUAUUGAGACUCUAAUGAAAUGAUUUUGAGGAGGACUUGAAAACUUCUAUUUCAGGAAAAAAAAAUCCGAAAAAAUCUUAUUCCUCCCUAUUCAUAAGCUAAUAAUACUUGGUCCGAAUAACAUAAAUUAAGUCGUGAAUAUAUUAAUUAAAACCAAUUCUACCAAAAAAGUCAACUAGUCUAAUUAAAGUUUCAAAACAGUCAGCCGAAAAUAGAAUAAAAGGUCAAUGAUUAAUGGUGACAUCAAUUAAUAUUUUACGGAAUUAAGUAAGCGUGCAAUUAGCACGCACAUCCGAAGUGAAUUUAAUGGAGAUCAACUGAGAUUGAAAUCGCAAAACUUUCAUUUUCAACUGUAACAAAAAAUGCAAAAACAUCGCAUUUCGCAUGAGAAAAUCGAAUUAACACAAUCGAGUUAAAUUAUUUAUGCCAUUUUUUAUUUACUUCUUCAUUCAGAGUUUUUCCUCUUUUUUUUUUUUUUGAUAGAUUGUUUCAAACUUUCUGCUUUCAAAUAAAUUAAGUAGAAAAUAAUUUUAUAUUUCCUGCAUCAAAAAUCGAGCGCGUGCUGUCUACUUAGUGUUUAAUUUACUAGAGUUUAAGGGAAGCUUGUAGAGGUAUUUGGGUGGACUUAGGGUUAGUCAAUAUCGGACUUACUAUUUUUCAUUUAAGAAGCUUUUACUUCCUUUUUUAACAGCCCCUUCCCAUUUUCUCUAGAAAGUUUGUUCAUUAUUCGUGCAAAUCUACAAAAUAUUAUUUUUUUUUACAUUUUAUUUCUCAUCUAGUAAUUAAUUUUUCAUUUUUUGUUUAUGUUGUCUGAGCAGAGUGGAAUCUGAGGUUACGAGCCGUAUGUUGGCAAAUCUUUCAGAUUGGAUUUAUUUUUUUUUUUUGUAAGGACGUUACAUAGUAUUUUCGAUAUGACAAGGAUUCAGCACAAUGCUCACGACAUAACAUUAUUCAAUUUUAAACAAAGCAAAUUGCAAUUUUUACAAAUAAAUUAAGAUUUUCUUUUAACAAUUUAAACUUCCACGCGUUAAGCGGGUUGAUUAACAUUUUUAAUAUUUUUUUAUAGAACGGAAUUUCGUUUAAACUUUUUGAAAGCAGAUUUUUACAUAUUUUGAUACAAAAUUAAUUUUUUUUUAAAAAAGUCUGAAUCUAAAAGGUUUGAUUUGAUUUGAGAUGAUUUAAUGAUAUUUUUAAGAGAUCUUUAAGGACUCAAAAUAAGGUUUUUAAUGCCUGAAUUAUGAUUUUGUCGAUAGCCAACAGAGAUGGUAAUAGCCAACAGCUUACAAUCCACAACACUCAAAUCAGUUAUUCACUGUUCACUGUUAAGCUUUAUAUAGCCUCAAUUAUACAUACUGAAAUGAAAUUUUUAACGGAUAUAAGGUCACAUAUACAGAUUAUGUGACGUUCUUUUGUUGGUGAUAAAAGGUCAAGAUGUGUCUUGGUAUAAAAUUGACCAAAAUAUGAAACCUUAUCAGCAACAAGCCAGUUUAAGUAAGAUCUUCAGUUUGGAAAUAUUUAUGUCGUUCAACUUAAAGUCUUUUGUUAUUUUUCCACCUAAUUUUGAUCAUAUUUUUCAAACAGUUGUGGAUUAAAAAUCAUAAAAUUGCGGCGAAUUUUUACCAAGUCUAAUCAAGCAAAGAAGGAAGUUUUGAGGUCAUUGAUCUCUAAAGCUUGAAAAAGUAGCAACGAACGAUUCCAAGGUCAUUGCUCUGUUUACAAUGUUUGCGCGAAAUAAAAUGCAACUUAAAUUUUUAAGAAAUCAAAAGACUUGGAUCAUUUCGUAGUUCAUGAGUGAAUCUUAGCCAUUCCUCAAUAUUAAGUAUUUUCUUCCUGCAGUUUUUAUAUCUGAUCUCUUGCAAAAUGUUCUACAUUCUUUUCUACAUUUUUUUCGAUAUUCUGUGUUUAAACCACAAUUAUUUGUUCUCAUAUCAGUCCAAUUUGAAUUCUUAUAAUAUAACUCAAAUUCUCUUUAAAUCAUCGUUUACAGCUGGAUUUCAUUUGCCCUAAGUUAACUAAUGCACACCUCGUCUUCAAACAAUCAUUUUGUUGAUACAAAAAAUUUAACAAACGAUAUUUUUGGGCUGGGCUAUUAAGUGUAAGCUACAAUAAUUACAAAGUUUAUGCACCGAUAUAAAAAUGCAUUAUUAUUUUUCGUGUUAUCAAAAUCUCUCCAUACUUUUCUAGUUACAAAUUUCUUAUUAUUUUUAAUCAUCAUUUCAUUUAAUAUUUUAAUCAGAGACAAACUCAUUUGGUAUCAAUUUUCAGUUUUAUUUAUCGUUUGGUCAAGGAGCCGUUCAUAAAUGACAAACCCACAAGUGAGGGUAGCGGGUGUCAAAAAAUCUCGUUUUUUUAUGGACGUCAUUUAUAAAGAGCCCUCUACAUGUUAUCAUACUUUUUUGCAUUUUCAUUUCCUUUUUAUUAUUAUCACAUUUUUGUUGUUACUUAGAAGAAAAAAAAAUCAUUUUUAUGUGAUUAUUUUAUUUUUAUGAUGUCAUUUUCAUAGAUUUAAUUGUUAUUGCUUUCAUGAUGACUUAACAAUAAUUUCUAUGCAAAUAUUUAUUGUGAUUUCAGAUGAUGAGUGAUGGCGCGAGAGGGGAUGUCGAAUGAAUUAAUUUAUGCUUAACUUUUAUGAUGCCUUUUUUGUGCAAAUUAAAGUGUUUUAAUUAAUGGGAUGGAAUUGAAAAUGUUUUCAAAUUAACAAAACUUUUAUGCAUUGCAAAAAUCACUUCAUAGCUGAAUUAAUUUGUUCUUUUUCACGAUUAUUUUGAUCGAGAUUUAAGUGAAAUCUGGUAAUUGAAAGUUUUUUGUGGAUUGAGUCAAGUUCUUCAAAACGUACGUAAAAUUGAGUCAAGUUUUAAAAACGUACGUAAAAUUUAGUCAAGUUCUUCAAAACAUACGUAAACUUCCAACGACUGCAAACAAAGAAAACUUCAGUUUGAUUCGAAAAAUUCAAACUGAAAUUCGAAAAAUUUCGAACUAUUAAAUUUUUUAAAAAAAUAAAUGAUCGUUAAGGAAUUAAUAAAAAUAUAUUUAUUCUAGUUAUUUUUUGAAGCAAAAUUAUUCCUUUUAUGUACCAAUCGACUUUGAAAUUGUAAUUUUACUCUAAAUUCAACAAAAACUUUUAAUAAUUUAUCAAUUGUAUCUUGACAAUGUUCAAAAUCGACUUAAAUUUGUGCAAUUACUGUAUUAAUGAAUUUCUGGUUAAAGGAAGGAUCAGAACAUAAGGUAGAACAAUUAAGCUGUCUAUAAAUAAAUUCAAGAAUACACAAGAAAUAUUUUUUUUCACAGCAAUAUUCAAUAUUAUGCAAUUUAAGAAAUUCAAUCCACUUAUCUUUAUGCACAGAGCUUUUUGGAAGUUCAAACAGAGGAAUUUUAUUGGUUUUCUUUCCUUUACAACCAGUAAUUACACAAUUUCUGACUAUUUUAAAAAAAUGAAAUUUUAUAAAUUCAAUGAAGACCAAGAAAUGUAAACAAAUAUUUUCAACCGAAAUUUUAAAUUCAAAUCAAGUUCGAAAAUGAAGUACCUAUUUCCGAAAAGGAGUUCUUGUUUGCAGUCGUUGGGUAAACUUGAGUCAAGUUUUGAAACGUACGUAAAAUUCAGUCAAGUUCUAAAAACGAACGUAAAAUUGAGUCAAGUUUUAAAAACGUACGUAAAUUGAGUCAAGUUACGUCAAGUGUAAUCCAAAAAUCCACAAAAAUCAACCCAAUUUCAGCACUUUGAAGCACAAUUAAGAGAAAAACGAGCGCAAUUAUUGUAAUUAAAUAUUCAUUUUUACAUUAAACCUUACGUAAAUUUACACUUUUAAACUUUUCUUUAAUCAUUUCAUUACAUUCCUAAGGUGUACGAAGUAGAAACUGUUCUUUAAUAUAUAAAUUAAUUAAUAAUUUUUAAAUAUAUAUUCUUAUAUUUGAUUCUUUUUUGACUACAAUGCAAUGGGAUUAGCAAUUUAAACAUCCAUCAUAAGUGGACGUUCUUCACUUGUUGUUGUUUUAGUUAUUUCCUUUUGUACAACGUAAAAUCUAUGUUUAUUGCUUAGCAUGCCCCAAAUCACAGCAACAUUUUCAAUAACUAAAUUUACGGGUAUUGUUCCAAGUGCUCCAAUAAUGCAUAAGAUUGACUUUAAUACACCAAAUCGAUAUAAUGAAAAGGAUUUGAGAACACCAAAAAUGUACAUGUACACGCUAAUGGCGCCAAGAAAAGCGCAACAAACAUCCAAAAUGAAUGGACAUGGUAUAGGCAUUAAUACAGCCAAAAAUAUAUUUGAUGUUGAUAAAGGCAUUGUCACCCAACUGUAAACGCUUAGCGUAAGGAAAAUUUUAUGCUUAAUUGGAAUGACUUUUGAAUGAACGACAAGGAGGAUUCCUUGGAGCCAACGCUUACGCUGUUGAAGGAAGUCGAGUAGUGUGAAUGGUGAUUUCUCAUACAUUUCGCCUUCAAUAAAAUCAAAUGAGUACCCUUUACUAUAUGCUUUCAUUGCAAAGAAGCAAUCCUCAGCAACAGAUCCAUCGACACCAUUAUCAAACGAUACGUCUUUCUCGGCAUGCAACUGAAAGUAAAGUAAGCAAUUAAGAUCUCAUUAGGUUGGAGAAAGUAAGAGUUUAAUGAGACUCGAGAUUAAUUUUAAGUGACUAGACUGAUUAUCUGAUCUAAUUUAGGAAAUGAGUUUGGCUUUUAGCUACAAAGGUUGCAGUGUAUUGAUCCCCAAUCAAAAUAUCAUAUCGCAUUCCAGGAAGCAAUUAAGUUCAAAACAAUCAACAUUUAUAAACUUAUCAACCUGUGCAAAGCCAUGAUAGUAAAAUUUUGAAGGUUGAGUGGAUUCAAAUACUGUUAAUAAUAAGAUAACAUUUUUGUCGAGUCACUUAACAUAAUUAGCUUAUAUUUUGGUAAAUUCAUUUUUCAGAGUGCUUCCGUGCAUUCUAACCAAAGGUUUUGUGGUUUGGGGAAAUAAAUUUUCUAUUUACGAUUUUAAUUCGCAUCAAAACAAUCUCUACAUCUC
Chironomus riparius is the source of this 8837-nucleotide messenger RNA. NCBI's taxonomy places the organism in Eukaryota, Metazoa, Arthropoda, Insecta, Diptera, Chironomidae. The record is from the annotation of a GenBank genome assembly.